Molecule: messenger RNA, 2757 nt
Organism: Dimorphilus gyrociliatus
Lineage: Eukaryota; Metazoa; Annelida; Polychaeta; Dinophilidae
Source: the annotation of a GenBank genome assembly
AGACAAGAAAACACGAAACGAGGGUGGGCAUUCCGUCCAUUAAUCUUGCGUUGGCACUGUUCUAUGAUUUUUCCAAUUAGGAUUAAUUAGUCAAACAAUCAUAGCCAGUGUAAAUAUAUUUGUUCAAAACAAUUGCGAAGAGCUCAGAAGAUUAAAGUUUUGCAAGAUUGAUUAAAACACUAAUUUUGAAAGUGCACUAGUGCCAAGUUGAGACACGCAUGAGUCAAAUUUCAGCAGUUGUCAUUCUACAAUUACGUUGGAUUUGUUUACUACGUUACCAAAAAUAUCGUGGUUGGUAGACUAAAUGUGUCUAGCAUUACACAAGCAUUUAAUUCGCGGUUAAUAGAUGUUUAAGUCAAAUCGAUCAUUGAGGUAAUGUCUUUGGAUAAAUAUACAAAUAUAAGAGUAAUUGGAAAGGGCAGCUAUGGAGAGGUUUGGCUGGUUCGUCAUAAGUCUGAUAGAAAGCAGUAUGUGUUGAAAAAACUCGAAGUUAAGCAUGCUUCUAAAAGAGAAAGAUAUUCUGCUGAGCAGGAAGCCAAGCUCUUGUCAAAACUUCAUCAUCCAAACAUUGUAACUUAUAAGGACUCCUUCGAAAACAAUGGACAUCUAUACAUAGCAAUGGGAUUUUGUGAAGGUGGAGACCUCUUCUCAAAGUUAAAGGAGCAAAGAAGUGUACCGUUAGAAGAGAGACAAAUUGUGGAAUGGUUUGUUCAAAUUUCAAUGGCAUUACAAUAUAUGCACGAAAGAAAUAUCUUACAUAGAGAUUUAAAAACUCAGAAUAUCUUUCUUACAAAGGCAAGCAUAAUAAAAGUCGGUGACUUGGGAAUUGCUAAAGUCCUGGAUAAUCCUAAUGAUAUGGCUUCUACGUUAAUUGGAACACCUUAUUAUAUGAGUCCAGAACUUUUUUCUAACAAACCUUACAACCAUAAAUCUGAUGUUUGGGCUUUAGGUUGUUGUGUUUACGAAAUGGCAACUUUAAAACAUGCGUUUAAUGCUAAAGAUAUGAAUUCUCUAGUAUAUAAGAUUCUUCGAGGUAAAUUACCGUCCAUGCCAAAAAUUUAUAGCGAUGAGUUAGUAACUAUGAUAAGAGCGAUGCUAAACCAAAAUCCCGAUAAAAGACCUAGUGUUAAUAGGAUACUUAAAGAUCCUUUUAUAAAAAAAAAUAUUGCUAUAUUUCUGGACGGAACGAGAAAAAACAAGGCUACAUCAGCGAAAUCGAAGCGUCCUCCUUCCGGGGAGAGAUCAAGAAAAUCAAGUCAGACAGAUGAUGAUGCAAAAUCUGUACUCAGCGUUGCUAGCUCCGUUGGGGUAUCCUAUGAAACAAACAACAUCUUAGAAGCUAUUAACGACGAUGAGAAAUUAGAACCUUUACACCCUUGUGGACCAGAGUUAACACCAAUAGCUGAAGAAAUGACACCUCGUAAACAAUAUCCUCCACCAAAAUCGGCAGACCAAAGCCCCAAAACAUCUUUUGAAGCAAAACAAUCACGGCCUGCAUCAGGCCAAAAUUCUAGAUCAUCGACACCAACUAGAGCCUCUGGUAACAAGGAAUUGCCUCCAAGAUCACCUGAUGUUUCCGGGACUGGUGCUAGAAAGAAAAAGAAGAGUGUCUUAAAAAUGAGACAAAGCUCUAACGAAAAUUCUGAACCUAAUAAAGAGCCUUUACAGGAUCCUAUAGAAUCACGCCCUCUUCCCCCACGCCCUCUUAUGUCGGGGAAUCCAAAAUCUAAGAAUUCGUCAGCUGUUGUUCAUAACAGAGAAUCAGGAUAUUCAAGUGAAAUUAUUUCAUCUUGCGAUCCUGUUGUAAACAAACCGAAAGGAAUGUCCAAGUCUCACGAUCCAUCAUCUCCAACGGAAACUAAGUUACCCCCAUCAAGAGUUGUUAGCAAAUCUCAAGACAUUCGUCCUCAAAUGAAAUCUGCUGCACCACGGCAGAGUAAUUUGUCUGCAAGAGCUAGACGUCGUGAAAAGAAGGAAAUGGAAAUUAAGGAAAUUGAAACACCAAGAAUGAAAAGUAGUGUUGACAUUGAUCCAUCGAGAAGAUCGAUAGAUAUUGAUAGCCGUCCUUCAAGCGCCAAAAGUAGACCUAGUUCAGCUAAGGCUGCUUUAGAACAAAGAUCACAAAAAGCAGAUAUCUCUGCAGUAAAACGUACUCGAAGCGAAAGUGACAAAAGCAAAAAACCCUUGGUCCAUCAAAGAUCAUUUAACAAUAGCUCAAGUAGUGAUGAAGAUGAGAUCAAGCGGGACGAGAGAAGAAAUCAUAGAGACGUCAAUAACCUAGUUUGUGCCCUCGAGUCUACUUUAAAGGCAGCUUCAGCUGUUAGGCAUAGCGGGGAUGAUGAUGAUGAUAACGGAGACGUUAUUAUUCCAGGGGGCGCGAAGGUUCCAAAUGUGAGGAGAAAUGAAACUUUUGUUAUAAGGAAACACGUGGACCCACCUCCCCAACGCCUACAGGUUGAGCCUUUAAGAGCAAUUAAAGUAUCAACAGACCCUACUGAAGAUGCUAUUCAUCCAGCUGAACGAACCUUGGGUACAGCAACAAGACUAAACGAUCGAAUACAACAAUUGAGAAAGGAUGUUAUAAGAGCAUUUGGAAUUGCUAAACUGAAAGCAGCUUAUGAUGUACUCGAAAAAGUUGAAUCAGAAGAUGCUGAACCGAAACUAAUUAAAAUUUUGGGACAAGAUGGUUUUGAUGAAUAUGCUGGGAAAAUUUGGCAACUUAAAUUUUGUGAAGAUGUCCAAUCAGGCCUUGUUUGA